Molecule: messenger RNA, 2609 nt
Organism: Kockovaella imperatae
Lineage: Eukaryota; Fungi; Basidiomycota; Tremellomycetes; Tremellales; Cuniculitremaceae
Exons: 6
Coding region: 93-2393 (766 amino acids)
Molecular function (GO): metal ion binding
Source: RefSeq, a predicted model, not a curated record
AAUCAUUCGGGACGGUCCCAACUGCAGCCUAUGCUGGUUAUGUUGGUGGCCCAGAUGAGGAUACUCGACAAGGUGGACACGCACACUCACAGAUGCAUAAUGUCCUGCCGCCUUCAUCAUUCGCCGCGAUGCCAUCAGCGGUUUCGGCAGUGCCACACCCUGCCACUCGUGAUGAUAUUGUCGAAGGAUAUGGCAUACAGCUCGACCCUACCCAGGCGACUUCGUACGAACAGGCACCCGAAGCCACUAGACGCAGCAGCGGUUCUUCGGUCCCGUCAACAAUGCACGGAUCGCCACUUGACAACCUAUCCUCUUCUGCACCUUCUGGCUCCUUGUCUCCACGUACCCACCACUCACUUACUGUCCGCCGAGUCAGACAUUCUAAACGACCUAUCAUGGCUCGAUCCGUCUUCGAUCCAAGCCUCCCGUCUCCCCCAAAGCGCAUCAUGUCACUUUGGUCCUCUUCGUCUCUCAGCGCCAAACCCUCAUCAGCACAAAUUGUAUCGAGGCAGGCUGUAGCUGGUCCGGGGCCAUCAUCGAGCGCUGCCGCCGGUACAGAAGUCGCGUCCUCCGAACCGAGUGGUCCUACGACCAUGGCGGACAUUCGACGCUUGAUCACACCGGAUAAUCUGAAACUCGGUAAACCCGUUGGCUUAUUCAAGCUUCUUCGCAAUCGAACGAUCAAGGAUGUCCAACACCCUCCACUCUUCACUCCCGAUGCUGCGCAGUUACACGAGAUCCUUGUCCAGCUCAAGAACCACGCGCCGCCGAUCUACUUGCUCAGAAUGGCAAGCGAUGACAAGUAUGCUCUUGUACUUAAAAAAUGGUUGAUCAGGUUUGGCAAAGACCCCAAAGAGUGGGGCAAAUGUAUAGCUCCCUUACUCCAAGUCUUGUCAAGGACUGAGAUGUCAUAUGACACGUUGACAGACUUUAAAUUCGGUAGACUCGCGAUCAAUAUGAUAGACAAGGCCAAAGAGGCGGGUGUGGAUGGGAUUAAAGACAUGGAGACCGCGUGGAAACAUUUUAAGAAGGCCGCAAUUGCCAUUGCGGAUGAGGAUAAGAAGCGUAAGGCGGACGAAGAGUCAGAAGGGAACAAAGUCGUAGACUCAAAUUCAGCGAAAAAGCAGCGGUCAGAGGAUGGUACAGCUCGACCAGUCAAAUCAGAGACAUCGCACGGAUCUGCAGAUAUGUCGUUUUUCGGGAAUACAUCUACACUCGCAGGUCCAUCUCGACCCAGGCCAAAGCUACCGGAUAUCAAAAAGCGAGAUCCGUCUGAAACAGCCCCGUCGAAGCUGCCUGCCUCAACUGGUCCGCCAACUCCGAAGCCGCCGAUGGCUCCAGCUGCGAGUCUGCUUGCGAGCACUCUGAAUGCAUUCAGACAGCAAGGUGCUGUCCGUCCCUCGUCGAACCAAGCUGUGCUAUCGGCCAACGCAGCUAUAUCUAUCGAUUCGCCACCUGCAGAAGUCAAACCUGCUGGUCCGAAACCGAACAAGAAGGGCCACGUUGUACGAUUCAGAGACAAUGUUCCUGACUCAGGCGACCUUGUCAUGGUCAAGGAGUUCAAAGAGGAAGCUUGGGAGCUCGAAAAAGCGCCAUGGCAACAGGACGAGGAUCUCGGUGGCAAAACCGCUCAUCAGCUUGACAUGGCAGAGGGAAGAGCACUGAGAACACAUGAAACGAUAGAGGCGGAGAUUGAUUGGUACGAGCCAUUGCUGUAUGAAGGAGGUGCAGAGAUUCCAGCACCGACGCCAGAAGUCGAAGAACAAGAAGCUCGAGAACGGGGUAUCCUUGGCGUCCUAUACACUGCCGCCGAAGUGCCUUCUGAUCCUGACGAAUCGGGAGUUCGAAUCGUUCAACGAGGACUUCAAACGGGAACAUGGUACCCGAUCCAUCACGAUACAUCGGCUGUCCCACCUGCAGCCCAGAACGCAGCCAUCUUGUCGGGUCUUCAAACGUCCGCCUCCGUCUCGGAGCUUCUUGGAUCUCUGAACAGAGAUCUGUUUGUCCCUCCGACUCAACAGCCACAAGUUUAUUCAUAUGGUCAAUCGCAGCCUGCGCCAGGUGCGAACUACAAUUAUUACUCUCAACAAUCUCAGCCUGCUGCCAGCGCACAGCCAUACGGCGGAGGAGGUAGUGCGUACCAGCAGUGGACCUAUGCUGGCUCCUCUGCAGCUGGAACCGGAGGAUACGCUGGAUACGGAUACGAACAAGCGAAUGAUCGUGAUCGCGAUCGGCGUGAUUGGGAUAGGGAGAGUGGUCGUUAUGGACGUGGUGGAGGCGGAGGAGGCAGCGGCGGCGGCGGCAGAAGACAUGGCACGGUGGUGUGCAAGCAUUGGCUUAAGAAUGCUUGUUUCAAGGGCGAAAACUGUACUUUCAGGCAUUCACGAGAUUGACCGAUUGUUUGACAACGUUACACGAGCUUGACGACGCAAUCGCUGUAUAUUUUGGAUGAGGCAGGCGGUUCGGAGCGGAUCGGCGAGUCAUCUCUCGAAAACUCAUACCGGGACCACUUCCAGCAAGUUCGACAGAUUUGGUGGCCCUCAGCGCAAACACACUUGUUGUAUCCCUUUUUGUAGCAUACCAUAUUGGACGUCCGGUGCAUGACCAAC